Molecule: messenger RNA, 2261 nt
Organism: Paramormyrops kingsleyae
Lineage: Eukaryota; Metazoa; Chordata; Actinopteri; Osteoglossiformes; Mormyridae
Gene: fam219b
Product: family with sequence similarity 219 member B
Source: RefSeq, a predicted model, not a curated record
ACCGGAAACGGAAACGGACUGACGUAAGAGGCGACGGCUGUUUUCCAGUCUGAUUGGCUCCUCUGCUAAACUAAAGUGAAGUAAAUAGUUACCCCUCGGUCUGCGCUGGCUAGUUAGCAGGUAUUGUGGAAUGUAGUUAAUAGUCCGCUUGGACGGGGAAAAUAUGAUCGCACCCAGAUAUUUUUUUCUGAAGUAACCAGUUAACGCGAAGAUGGAGGAACAGGAAAGGGACACGCUGGCUGCUUUGCCCGAAUCCCAAGUUUUAUCGGGUCCCAAUGGCAGCGAUGGUGGUGAAGCUAAAGGUGCAGAGGCGGGCUUGAGGCCUGUGGAGAAGCGUGGUCCAUACAUCAUGUCCCGAGCUCCACCCAUUCACCAGAAACUACAAAAGCACAGAGAGAUGGCUCGAAAGGCUUUGAAGAAGAAAGCCCUUACAUUGGGGGGACCAAUAAUGCAACAGCCCAGGCUUGGACCCAAGAGGAACGUGAAGUUUAAUAAAGGCUACACGGCCCUCAGCCAGAACCCCGAGGACGCCCUGGUGUCGCUGGACUCGGACAGUGAUGUUGAGCUGGAAUCGCAGUAUUCCUCUGGGUACUCCUCAUCCGAGGUCCACCCUGAAGUGAGCAGGCAGCUCCUGAAGGACGGCUACCGGUUAGAUGAGAUCCCAGACGACGAGGACCUGGACCUCAUCCCGCCCAAGUCCCUGACCGCCUCCCGAUGCUGCUGCGCAGACGCCGCGUCCUGCAGCGUGCAGUGAGCGUGCAGUGAGCGAGGCUCGGCCACGGCCUCCCCCAGCCUUAUCCCCGGAGCUGCCUUACCGCCCCAUCCACUAGGUGGUGCUGCAAACCUCUUUCUCGAAUAUUCCCAUUCCCUGCUGUCCAUGAGGGAGGCCCUGCUGGCUGUCAGUCUGUGUGUUUCCGAUGGGGGAGUGCAGUGGGGGGGUUGAGGGUGUGAGUUUUCGUAUACUGUGCAUCCCCAACUAAGACACCGACUUGCCUGCCUUUAAUGAGAAGCAUCUCUGCCAUAGCGGCUCUCUGAUUGGAUGAGCACUGAGCUGUCGUUAGCCUACUUCCUUUCUGCACUUCACUCUGUGGGAAACAAAAAAACAUUGGAAGAACUGGUCUUGAACUCGUAUUAUUGUUUUUGAUAUCCCUUCAAAAUACAAACCUUUGUCACCGUUUAGAUCUUAAGAUUGGUUGCUUGUAAGUUAGUAUGGAAUCCAGGAAUAAGGACUUGGAUUCAGUUUCCUGGAUAUUUAAAGGUCACAACAUAAUCCAGAAUGGCAGGGGUCACGGAGGUCAGCUGAUGGGUUAUAGUUUUUUUUUUUUUUUAGAAAGGCGAAUUGAAAGUGAAGGCAGCUUGAGCUUAGAUGGGAUCUGUAGAGAUCAGGCAUCAUGGUCUGUUACCUUGUGAUUUUCCUUUUUCUCUGCAGUGUUUGAAUUGCCAGCAGGGGCUGCCUUGAGUUCAGCUUCCCCUACAUGUCUGUGCACACAAACCUGGAACCGAUUUGGUGUCUAAGUGAGACGCCUUGAAAGAAACACUAACUUUCUUCUUGCUUACCUCGCAAUAACGGUAUGGGCCUAAUAUGUGUAGGAUCUCUUUUGGGGGAAUGCUGCGAGUUCCGUUUCUGAAUUGCUUUUUUGUCUUAAUUGCUCUGACUCACGAGUGAAUCUUUUUCCCCGUAACGACUGAGCAUUAUGAAGCAGAGUAUUUUUCUGUUACUGCUCCACACAGGCAGCGCUGCAGUGGGUUCAGCACUGUGGGCGUGGAGCUUUUCUUUAAAGUGGUUUGAGGGUCGCCGUUUUUUGCAGUAGGCGUUUUGGGUAUGAGAGUCUGAGGUGCUGAAUUACGCUUUGGUGUCUGUGUGUGUUUUCUGUGGACGUGUCUUUAUUUUGAGUGACUGAGUGUCUUAUCCGUGUGUAAACGUUUUUGAGGUGUGUUUUUUUUUUUUUUUUGCUGCAACGCAGCCAUUCCCAGUCUGAACUUACUAUACCUGUAUCUAUGCAACUAGCAAGACAAUCUUUAUAUAGAAUUUACUAGCAAAACGUAUAUACUUUCAGCAAGUGUUACUGAGUGUUCUUUGCAAUAACAUGAGUUUUUCUUAUUAUUUAAAAGACUAUUUAAAUGAUUUUUAUUGGCUGUCAUGAAUAAAAUCCUGUCUCUCUUGUUGCUUGUCUGUACAUAUGUCCAUUUUCAUGAUUGAGAGGAAAUACAUGUACACUAAUGUGGGAUAUAUUGCUUAAUUAAAAUGAAGAUGAACUUUA